Messenger RNA from Xiphophorus couchianus (Monterrey platyfish), 1530 nucleotides. RefSeq names its product sodium/bile acid cotransporter-like. The transcript has 6 exons. Gene Ontology annotation, biological process: bile acid and bile salt transport. The coding region runs from base 170 to 1198 and encodes 342 amino acids. Gene Ontology annotation, cellular component: membrane. NCBI's taxonomy places the organism in Eukaryota, Metazoa, Chordata, Actinopteri, Cyprinodontiformes, Poeciliidae. The record is from RefSeq and is a predicted model, not a curated record. Gene Ontology annotation, molecular function: bile acid:sodium symporter activity.
GAAGAGCAUGUGACAAAGGGGCUCAAACACAAAGUUGAGGGUUCAGACACAAGAAUUUGAGUCAGCUUGAAGACGAGUGUGCCUGUUUCUACAGUUUAACACUGCAGCCAGUUGCCUGAAAUUGAGGUGCAAGCCACAACUCAAUAAAACUAGUGUUGGAAGAACUGCCAUGAUGAAUCAGACCACCGGUUACGUGGAAAUUGCUGCCAUUUACAAUGAUAGUAUCAUCCUUGGGAAUGGCAGCAUGGGCAUCCUGAUCAUUCCCAAACCCAUGAACACAGCCAUUAAUAUUUUGACCUUGAUCAUCCUCUUCAUCACCAUGAUUUCCCUCGGCUGCACGAUGGAGAUCUCCAAAAUUAAGGCCCAUCUUCUCAAGCCAAAAGGGGUAGCCAUUGCUUUGCUGGCCCAGUUCUGCGUAAUGCCCCUGACUGCUUUCUCUUUGACCAAAAUCCUCCGGAUGGAUCCAAUUAAGGCUGUAACUGUACUCAUCUGUGGCUGCUGUCCAGGAGGAAGCUUAUCAAACAUUUUUUCUCUCUUAGUAAAAGGUGACAUGAAUCUCAGUAUCGUCAUGACAACUUGCUCCAGCAUCGCUGCUUUGGUUCUCAUGCCUCUGCUGCUGUACAUCUUCAGCCAGGGCUUCACUGGUCUGAAAGAUGCUGUUCCUUAUGUCGGCAUCAUCACUGCUCUUGUUUUUACCCUGUUGCCUUGUGCUAUCGGCAUUUUCAUCAACCACUACAAACCAAAUUACUCUGCAACUGUAACAAAUGUUGGUCUCAGCAUCCUGAUAAUAUCCAGCAUCAUAGUUUCUGUCCUUUCUGGUCUCGCUGUGAAGGAUGUAAUAUGGAUGAUCCUCAUGCCAGACGUCCUCGCUGUGACUGCACUGAUGCCUCUGAUUGGUUUUAUAAUGGGAUAUAUCAUGUCGGUCAUUUGCAGACUCAGCCCACAAUGCAGCAGAACCAUCUCCAUGGAGACAGGGUGUCAAAACAUCCAGCUGUGCACCACCCUUCUUAAGGUGGCCUUUUCUCCACAGUCCAUUGGACCCUUGUUUUUAUUCCCCUUGUUGUACAUCACGUUCCAGUGUGCAGAGGCCCUCCUUCUGGCAUUGUGCUUCAAAUGUUACCAAAGAGUCACGGCACCACAUGGAGAUCCAAACAAAUGGGAGAAUGUCGAUGCCAUAAAAGAAGAGGUGAAACAAUGAUCUACAAAGAGACCAAUGCACUCUUGGAGAAACUACUUAAAAAGCUGUGCCAUUAUUCAGAGCUGUGACAUUGACUGAAAGUCUGCCAAAGCCUUGGCAGUCAAAAAUACCUGCUGUCACAGCCAGCAGUUCCUGUAGUUCCACAAAUGUUGAAUUUUUUUUAGCUUUAUAAGCAACAAUUGUGUUUGAGAAACACUCUCAGAUUACGUUAAUUUCAAUAAGCUUUAUUAUCCUGAAAAGGGAUUAUUCCAUUUCAUUGUAUUAUUGCAAAACAUAUUUCUAACUGUGAGAGAGGAAUGCUGGGCUAAUCAUAAAACUAACUUUAACACUGA